CUCACUGUUCGCCGGCUAAAGUGGCUCCGGGUCUCUCGCCGUUUUUAAAACGCUCGGACACCGCGAGUUCGUUUCUCCCGCUGAGAAGCGUCGCGAGCCAAACACGAAAUAAUCGCGAUUUUCUGUUAACCAGUGUUUCCAGCAAGAUGGAGACCGAGUUCCAGCAACUGGGAAAUUCGUUUAAGAAUUUGACCUGCAACCACGGCUACGUUCCUUCUGCGUUCGAACAAAUAGAAAGUCUCGAUGGAUUCGGGAUAGGAUUAUUAAGCUGCGGAGCUCUGCUCUCGACGUUGACACUUUACUUCGCGGUAGACGCCUGUCACAAUGUAUUUUAUCAAAAGGAAACCAGGUUCUACAGGAGCAACAGCAUCAUGAUCCUCGCCGUCUAUCCCGUGGCGAGCGUGUGCAGCCUCACAGCAAUGGGCAUCCCAAGGUCCCAAUUAUUGUCAGAGGCGGUGACUCAAAUAUUUCUAACGAUAGCUUUAUAUCGAUUGUAUCUGCUGCUGAUUCACGUCGGUCAGAAGGUCACGGGUUCACUGCCGCUGUUGCUACGGGUCGGGCCCUGUUGCUGCUGGCCCUGUCUGCCCUUUCCAGAAAUUCAGAUGACCGAGGAUACUCUGUCCUGGGUACGACUGCUGGUCCUGCAACUUCCUAUUAUCCAGGGGCUGACUUAUUGCAUAUUCCUGCUCAUGUCGAUCGAGGACCCGGGCCUGAUGCAGCAAUACGGCGUUUGUCUGCAACCGUUCGCAGUGACCAGCAUACUUUUAGGAAUAUACGGCCUCACCAUUAUCACGAAGAGCCUGCAACAAGCUGCCCCAGAGCUGAAGCUUCACCGUAAAACUGCGGUGUCACAGUUGAUGCUGCUGUUCUCCAAACUGCAAGCGUUCAUCAUAAAGAGUUUACCGCAGACGGGACUGUUCCCAUGCAACCCGCCGAUCACGCCGCAAAUCUACGCCAAUGUUACCUACAAUGCCCUGAUGCUAAUCGAGAUGCUGCUGCUCUGCUACGCGGCCAGGUACGUUUAUUACGUCGACCUGGAAAGGGAGGAGGAGACCGUCGAGGCGACAGAUCGGCCGAAAGACAAGACCACGGACCAGCCGGCCACGGCGAAUAACAACGAGGCCAACAGGCAACCGUCAUCGUUGACCGUGUGAGAUCCUUCGGAGCUUCCUUGCAUGGCUGUCUCUCGUGAAUAAGAACAGUAUCGUUCUUUUUCGGAUUUUAUAUUACGUACAAUCAGUCGAAAAUUACAGUAUUUCUUUUAAGAGGGUGCAAUUUAUAUUAUGUACAUACUGUGAAAAGGUGAAUUUCUUAUUUCGUUAUUUUUAUGGAUUUUCUGUUCCUUGUUUAUUAGGAAUUAAAUAUGCAAGAAUUUACAGAAAGUCAGAAAUUAAAUAGGGAAAAGAAAUUUUUUACUUAUUAUAUUAUAAUAGUAAUUAUUAGAAUUUUGUGUUAUUGGGCUAUUAAACAUUUUUGACUGACUGUAUUCAAGCUAGUAUUUAAGACUGGAGUGAAUGAGAACUGAUUAGUAAAUAAUGCAAAUGUUACCUGUAAGUAAUUAUAGUAUUAAAAACUUGAUAGGAUUUUAAUAAAAGUGUAGAGAAGAAUA
Molecule: messenger RNA, 1609 nt
Organism: Ceratina calcarata
Lineage: Eukaryota; Metazoa; Arthropoda; Insecta; Hymenoptera; Apidae
Product: organic solute transporter alpha-like protein
Exons: 6
Coding region: 147-1154 (335 amino acids)
Source: RefSeq, a predicted model, not a curated record